UCACCCCCAACUCACUCUUUCUUUUUGUCUCUGGGUGCCUCUCUGUCUCCACAGCCGAACACCCGUCUAAAAACAUGAGGGAGAUCGUUCAUGUUCAAGCAGGACAGUGCGGUAACCAGAUCGGGUCCAAGUUCUGGGAAGUCAUCUCCGAUGAGCACGGCAUCGACCCCACGGGGGCCUACCACGGCGACUCCGACCUCCAGCUCGAGCGCAUUAACUGCUACUUCAAUGAGGCCACCGGCGGCCGCUACGUCCCGCGCGCCAUCCUCAUGGACCUCGAGCCCGGAACCAUGGACUCCGUGCGCGCCGGUCCCUUCGGGCAGCUCUUCCGGCCGGACAACUUCGUGUUCGGCCAGACGGGCGCGGGAAAUAACUGGGCCAAGGGCCACUACACCGAGGGCGCCGAGCUCAUCGACUCGGUGCUGGACGUCGUCCGCAAGGAGGCCGAGUCGUGCGACGCGCUGCAGGGCUUCCAGCUGACGCACUCGAUGGGGGGCGGGACGGGCGCGGGCAUGGGCACCCUGCUCAUCUCGAAGGUCCGUGAAGAGUACCCAGACCGCAUCAUGUCCACCUACUCCGUCAUCCCGUCGCCCAAGGUGUCCGACACCGUCGUCGAGCCCUACAAUGCCACCCUCUCCGUGCACCAGCUCGUCGAGAACGCCGACCAGUGCUUCAUGCUCGACAACGAGGCCCUGUACGACAUCUGCUUCCGAACCCUCAAGCUCACCACGCCCACCUACGGUGACCUGAACCACCUGGUGUCGGCCGCCAUCUGCGGUACUACCUGCUCCCUCCGCUUCCCCGGGCAGCUCAACUGCGACCUCCGAAAGCUGGCGGUCAACAUGGUGCCGUUCCCCCGCCUGCACUUUUUCAUGAUCGGCUUUGCUCCCCUCACCAGCCGCGGCUCGCAGCAGUACCGCGCCCUGACCGUCCCCGAGCUGACCCAGCAGUGCUUCGACUCGAAGAACAUGAUGUGCGCCGCCGACCCUCGCCACGGGCGAUACCUGACCUGCGCCGUGAUGUUCCGAGGGCGGAUGUCCACAAAGGAGGUCGACGAACAGAUGCUGAACGUCGUGAACAAGAACUCGUCGUACUUCGUGGAGUGGAUCCCCAACAACGUCAAGGCCUCCAUCUGCGACAUCCCACCGAAGGGGCUCAAGAUGUCCACCACCUUCGUGGGCAACACCACCGCCAUCCAGGAGGUUUGGAAGCGUGUGGCGGAGCAGUUCACGGCCAUGUUCCGGCGAAAGGCCUUCCUCCACUGGUACACCGGCGAGGGCAUGGACGAGAUGGAGUUCACGGAGGCCGAGUCCAACAUGAACGACCUGGUGUCCGAGUACCAGCAGUACCAGGACGCCACCGCGGAAGAGGAGGGAGAGUUCGACGAGGACGAAGAACUCGACGACGGAAUGAUGUAAAAUCUCGAUGCCGAUCGUUAGUGCUGUGUUUUGUCGUCGUCACUGCUGGUGUUAACUAUCCGGGUUCCUGUCUUACAGACAAUUAUGCUUGCUUGCUGGUAGAUGCCCGAGGCUGGCGGGAUUACACUCGAAGAAAUCGGUAGUGUUGCGGAAGUGUUUCUCUUUCUUUUAGUUGAAUCAAAUGUUGUGUUGCUGGCAUUUGCUGGCCGUUUUCGCUCCUCUGGUUUUCGCUUUGUUGCCGUGGCUGUGUUGGGGUCGUCGGACCACUGGCAUGGUUGUGUAGCAUGGGUACUAUAGAGUUAUUUCCCCCCCCUUAGGGUUGUUUUUUGUUUCUUCAGUUGUUUUAUUCAAACGGGGUUUUAAAAAGCUUUGACCUACUUGUUUUUAAGGUAAUUUUUUGGGUUGUAUUCCGGCAUCGUGGCAUUUGCUUGUUCAGUUCGUCCGGGUGAUAUUUUUUUAAGUCGUUUAGCCGCCUGUCGAUCGUUGUAAAGUUUUGAACGUGGGUUUCGCCAUGCGGUUCUACACGCUUUUGAACAAGACGUUGGCACCGAACACUGCGGUGAGCGGCCCUGAGUGCGCAGGCCCACAGUACAAAAAGCACACGUUGUUUUGUUGUAAGUAUAUAUCUCGCUCAUUACAAGUAUUAUAGAUUGCGGUGUUGUUUUUUGUUGGUGGUCUCGGAGACGUUUGCUGCUCAUUUCCCCAUUUUCCCGCCUGAGAUGGCGUCCCUUCCCAAGCAGAAGGUCCACGAAAUGUGUGGGAAUAGUGUUUUGGAGUUCGAGCGCAUGUUUCCGGAUGGGGCGUAUGUUGACGAGCGGUGCUUGUUGAGCACCAGGUUUUGCAUUUCGCUCCGUCUUUGAGCCUAUUUUUUUAUGUUCCGCCCGUUUUAUUCUGGCGUAGGAUACGCUGCGUUUCCUCAUCGUUACACCCUAUGGGAAUGAAAAACAUGAGAUAUCUUCACGGAUUCACUGCUGUGCCUCCGACAAGCUUCUAUAACGGUAGUUUGAACUUCGCACUCGCACACGCGAAGAGAAGGCGUUUUAGAGAAAAGGUGGCUUGGAAAUGUACUUGUUUGUUCGCACUGCCAUGCAAAAGGAGCGAGUUGAACUU
Ectocarpus sp. CCAP 1310/34 is the source of this 2528-nucleotide messenger RNA. NCBI's taxonomy places the organism in Eukaryota, Phaeophyceae, Ectocarpales, Ectocarpaceae. The record is from the annotation of a GenBank genome assembly.